Molecule: messenger RNA, 1395 nt
Organism: Dictyostelium purpureum
Lineage: Eukaryota; Evosea; Eumycetozoa; Dictyosteliales; Dictyosteliaceae
Exons: 2
Coding region: 1-1395 (464 amino acids)
Source: RefSeq, a predicted model, not a curated record
AUGUUUCUUUUUAAUAAAUUAUCAAAAAUUAAAAAUAUAAAUAGAGCCAUAUAUAAUAAAGAUGGCGGUUCAGUAACUCUUGUAAAUAAUAAUAAUAAUAAUGGUUAUAAUAGAAGCCAACAGUUUAAUAGGUACUAUUUGACAUCACCUCAAAUGAAGUUGGAUGAAGAGGUACCACCAAUAAAAAAUGAUCAACAAAAACAACCAAUAACCAAUGUAAAUAAUAAUAAUAAUGAUCAGAUUUCACAAUCUCCAGAGAUUCAAGCACCAUCAGCACCUGAACCAGCACCAACAUCAGCACCACAACAAAAGACUAAAUGUUGGUGUGUUUUAAGUUGCAAAUUAGAAGGUAAAAGAAUUUUAUCAUCAAAAAUUAAACCAAUCAAAUAUGAAGAUGAAAGAGCCAUCAUUUUAAAGAAACUACAACAGACUCAACAAGAAGUACAGCCACAAGAGGAGCCUAAAAAUGGUAAUUUAGGUGAUUAUAAUAAAAAGAUUUUAGAUUUAAACUUACCAUUAUCAAAUUCAAGAAAACAAUUAAUCGAGGAAAUGAUCAAGGCAAAGGAUCAAUAUAUUUUAGAACAAAAACAAGAGGAAGAGGAAGAGAGAAAGGGAAAAGAAGAAAAAGAAAGACAAAUAAAAGAAAACAAACAACUAUUCCAAACAGAGGAAACAGGUGAAGAGGGAAGAGAGUUCCCAGUUUUGAACGAUGAUGAUACAUCAAUUGGACCAAUUCAUAUUUUAUAUAAAAAUCAAUGGAUUUCAACAAUCGUAGAACGUAUUGAAACCUCACAUAAAGAUAAUACACCAACAUUUGUUUUAAAAAUUAAGACACCAUUAAAAUUAUCAAGUGAAUAUACAUUUUCAAUUGAAAGUAUUCAUUCAACAUUAGAUAGAUUAUUAUCAACUGGCAAAGUCAAAGUAGAUUAUGAUUUUGAUAAAAUGUUUUUAACUAAAGUUUCAAGCGAUAAAGAUAAAGAGUUUACAAAUUGGAUUAAAUGCUUAGAAGGUAACUGUGCAGAGAAUAGUGAACAACAAACUCCAGCAUCAGCGACAUUAACCAAACAGGAAUAUAUCAACCAUGUUAGAUUAUUAAAAGAAUCAUUGGUAAUUUUAAGAAACGAAAUUUUGCCAAGCAUUGGUUUUGAAAAUUGCUCAAUCGAUUUAGUUUUAUCAAAGGAUAGUAUUGUAGGUUGCAAACAAGGUCAUACCGAAUUAGAGUUCCCAGAGGGCACUUAUCAAUUAGUUUUAGAAAUCGAUUCAAAUGAUCACAGUAUUUGGGCCAAGAGUCCUGAAAAUGUUGAAAAAAUUUUAUAUCUAUACACAAUGAUGUUAGAUAGCGUAGUAUCAAUGGGUCGUACAUCUGAUGUUCCAUUAUCUGUUUCAUAUUUAUAA